UCUGCGUUAGCACCUACUCAACUUGGGCAAGCUACUUUGGCGUCCGCUCUACCUCCAGAUGCAGCCCUUUUCGUGUUUGCUGAUCUUCAACAAGCCACCAGAGCUGUAGCAUUGGAUACGGAACUCCAUAUGCUUUACCUGGUUACACCUACUAACUGCUCUAUCUGGCAAGGAUGCGACUGGAAUCAUCUUCACUCUAUCUUCUCAAAACUGCAAAAUGAAGAGAAGAGAGUUGCGAAACUGCUUCAUUUGCGCUUCUUCUCAGCACUGGCCCUCUACGACGUCGUUAACGAAAAAUCAAUUGAUGAGGUAGCCCGACGUUUCAGAAUUAGCCGUGGAACGCUUCAGACAUUGCAACAACAAAGCGCAACCUAUGCAGGUAACUUCAAAGCUAUGGUUGUUGCAUUUUGCUCUCGCCUGGGUUGGACCUAUCUGCAUGAUCUUCUCAAGGGCUUCGCUGCACGACUUGCAUUUGGAGUGCGAAGGGAGCUCACCGAACUCGUUUCAAUUGAAGGACUUGACGGCAGUCGGUUGGAGUUGUUGUAGUG
Molecule: messenger RNA, 548 nt
Organism: Strongylus vulgaris
Lineage: Eukaryota; Metazoa; Nematoda; Chromadorea; Rhabditida; Strongylidae
Source: the annotation of a GenBank genome assembly